UAUCACGUGACCCUGGUUUUCUGUGUAAGUAGUAACGAUUCCCCUUUCUUUCUCUCUGCAUCAGUACUAAGUAUAGGUGAAGGAGGUUUCUGGGAAGGCACUGUCAAAGGAAGAACAGGCUGGUUCCCGGCAGACUGUGUGGAAGAAGUUCAAAUGAGACAGUAUGACCCAAGGCUUGAGACCCGGGAGGACCGCAAUAAGAGACUGUUCAGACACUACACUGUGGGAUCUUAUGACAACUUCACCUCAUACAGUGAUUACAUCGUGGAAGAGAAGAAUGCUGUUUUACAGAAGAAAGACAACGAGGGGUUUGGUUUUGUCCUGCGUGGAGCCAAAGCCGAAACUCCUAUUGAAGAGUUCACUCCCACCCCAGCAUUCCCUGCCCUGCAGUACUUGGAGUCGGUGGACGUGGAGGGAGUGGCCUGGAGGGCUGGUCUCAGGACGGGGGACUUUCUCAUUGAGGUGAACGGGGUGAAUGUAGUGAAGGUGGGCCACAAGCAGGUGGUGUCUUUAAUCCGGCAAGGGGGGAGCCGACUCCUAAUGAAAGUUGUUUCUGUCACACGCAAGCCAGAGUCGGAAGAAAUUGUUCGAAAGAAAGCUCCCCCUCCACCCAAGAGAGCUCCGAGCACCACCCUGACGCUGCGCUCCAAGUCCAUGACGGCUGAGCUGGAGGAACUGGCAUCUGCUCGGAGAAGACGAGGAGAAAGACUAGAUGAGAUGUUGGCAUCGCAGGAAUCUAUGUUGCAUUCUCAGCCCCCGGAGGCAGAUUACAGAGCAGCCACUGUCAAACAACGGCCUACCAGCAGGAGAAUAACACCAGCAGAGAUCAGUUCACUGUUUGAGAGACAAGGGAUGACGCUACAUGGAGGUCUGCACCCGGGUAUCGAGAGAGGUCACAUACCAUUCCCUAAAGGCAUGUCCAGGACCAAGUCUUUUGGUGCCACAGAAGAGGAUAGACUGUCUGCACUUGCAGGCGAGCACAGAUUUCCACGUAGUUCGUCUAUGACAGACAGCCUCCGAGACCACUCACAACCCCAUCCUAUCCCUCCACCUCCUCAGACGGCACCUCCUCCACCUCCUUACUACUUAGACACGGGUCCUCCUCCAGCUUUUUGCCCUCCUCCUCCCACGUCUCGGACCCAAAGUCAAGGCCAUGAGCCUGGAGGCCGUUCCAGCUUCAAGCCAUCCUCCUUGGACCUGCCUUACGAAGCCGCUCAGCGGCAAGCCACACACAUCGAGAGACAGAAGAAAGCUCGCUCAAUGAUCAUCCUACAGGACUCCUCCCACCUACCUGUAGAGCCUACAGAAAUUCCCCGUCCCUCUGCUGCUACUCCACCAGAGCGAAUCAAAAGAAAGGGGAGGGUAAUUGACAACCCUUACGCAAAUGUGGGUCAGUUCAGCAUUGGACUGUUCACACCCACAAAGCCCCAAAGAAAGAAAAGUCCUUUGGUGAAACAGCUACAGGUAGAAGAUGCACAAGAAAAGGCUAGUCUAGCCUUAGCUGCUGCCCACUCACGAGAGAGCUCACCCUCAGGACGACACCCACAUGGGCACACGCACACCAGCCGUGUCGACUACUACCAGCAGCAGCUCAUGGCUGAACGAGAGCGAUUGCGAGCCCAAGGAGAGAUGAUGUUUCAGGGUAAAGGCCCGUUUGCUGCUGCUAUUGCUGGAGCAGUAAAAGAUCGUGAACGUCGCCUUGAAGAGCGGAGGAAAUCCACUGUCUUCCUUUCUGUUGGGACCAUGGAAGGGUCGCCUACAACAAGCCCUGACUCCCCCUCUUUGACUCAGUCUCACUCCAUCGAUGAACGGCUGUUAACUCGAGAGCUUGGACAGCUUCCUCCCCCUGCCUUGGCUCUGAGCCCCUCACCUAGUGGGACCACCUUUAUCCAUCCACUCACAGGAAAGCCUCUGGACCCAAAUUCACCAUUAGCUCUUGCGCUGGCCGCAAGGGAGAGAGCACUGACCUCUCAGAGUCAGUCCCCAACAGGCAGCCCAGAGCCUCGGACUAAACAAGAGCGAGUAGGCCAGGUUGUAAUGUUCUCUGACACUCAGACCAAAGAGUCUCCACACGGGGAUGGAGUAACUGCAUCGCCCCCUUUUUCACCUAAAAGCGCCAAGGCAGCGGGGUAUGGCACAUCAUCCUCCCCGGCUAAUAUUUUGGCUCCUCAACCCAUCAAACCACAGUGGUCUUCAUCAUCAUCACCUAUAUCAUUCCGUCAAGAGAUGGAAGCUAGAAUUGAGGAGAGGAAGGAGGAAAAGAGACUAGAGGAUAAAAAAAGCAUGUUGAUCAGCAUUAUGGAUACAUCACAGCAGAAGACAGCUGGGCUGAUCAUGGUUCAUGCGACCAGCAACGGUCAGGCUGUUGGGGUGGGGUCAGGGAUAGAACAGAAACCUGUGCCUGCAACCAUAGAGCCCAGCAAAUCACAGAGUCCAUGGGCUAAAUCCCCCAUUCCCACAGCUCCCCAGCCCCAAACUCAACUCCAGGUUCAGCCUCAAACUCAGCGUCCUGCCAGUCCCACCCAAGAGAAGAGCCUGGCUCAGGGAAGCUCAGAAGAGGAUGUGGAUGCCUACACAGUCACCUUACCACCGGCUAUGUUAUCUUCCAGCGAUGAGGAAACAAGAGAGGAGCUACGUAAGAUUGGGGUGGUUCCUCCACCAGAUGAGUUUGCAAAUGGGUUGCUGGCCCAGGCACAGGGGAUACCAGUGUCAUCCACUAAAGCUGCUCUGUCUCCUGCUACACCAGCCACACCAACACCCCAAACUCCCUUAACCCCAACAACCCCAACUGUGACAACCACCCAGCCUCAGCCUCCUCAGCCACCACCUCCACCCAGUGCAGCAGCUGUCUCAGGGAAAACUUCUGACCCUCUGGAGCCCCCACCAGUGGGCGAGGCUGGUUCUGCAGCUGACUCAGGUGUGGAGGAGGCUGACACGCGCAGCUCCAGUGACAGAGAGAGAGACCACCAUCUUGAGACCACCAGCACCGUCUCUACAGUUUCCAGCAUGUCUACGUUGUCCUCAGAAAGUGGCGAGCCUGCUGACACACACACCACGCACACCUCCUAUGCUGAUGGGCAGACUUUUGUUCUUGACAAGCCGCCAGUGCCUCCUAAGCCUCGACUCAAAUCCCAGAUAGGAGGCAGUAAAGGCCCCGUCACCUUCAGGGACCCUUUGCUGAAGCAGAGCUCUGAUAGUGAGCUGCUGUCCCAGCAACAGGCUGCUGCACUGGCUGCUGCAGCAGCUGGUGGAGCUGGGCUUCCUGCAGGUGGUUCCGCCUCAGUUACUGGUCUAGCUCCGACCAAGCCACGCUAUCUCUUCCAACGGAGGUCCAAGUUGUGGGGGGAUCUGGUAGAACCUCGAGGACCCGGGGUAGGGCUAGGGAUUGGGAGUUUGGGCAAUCUUGGUGGGCUAGGACUCGGACUAGGUGCAGAUGAGAGCACAAAACCAUCAGUUAUGGGAGAGCUCAGUUCACGUCUACAGCAUUUAAGUAAAGACACUAGGUCAUUGGGUGAGGAGCCGCUGGGAGCCUCUCUUGACCCUGGGAGAAAGUCACCUGUGGCAGGUGCAAGACUUUUUAGCAGCCUAGGCGAGCUCCACACCCUUUCCCAGAGAAGCUAUGGAACCACAUACACCAUCCGCCCCGGCAGCCGCUACCCCGUCACCAGACGCGCGCCCAGCCCCGGCUCAGGCUCACCUGAUCGGGGCGACCCCCUUGGACGAUUCUCAGGCUUCGGCCUGCCAACCUCACCAACUACACCGCCGCAAACCAUCCUCAAGUCCUCUAGUCUCAGCUUACCCCAGGAGCCUAAAGAGGUGCGCUUUGUGAUGAGGAGCUCCAGCGCACGUUCUCGCUCUCGCUCUCCGUCACCUUCCCAUUCCCCUGGCUUAGGCUCACCGCUUUUAGCCCUCCGACCCUUUCACCAAAAGCCCCUCCACCUGUGGAACAAGUACGAUGUUGGAGACUGGCUCGAGAGCAUCAACUUGGGAGAGCACAGAGCGGGGUUUCAGGAACACGAGAUCGAAGGCUCUCACCUCCCGGCUCUAACCAAGGAUGACUUUGCGGAGCUGGGAGUGACACGGGUCGGACACCGUAUGAACAUUGAGCGAGCGCUGAAACUGCUGCUGGAGAGCUGACCCUCGCCCUGAAAAAGAGCAACAGGAUAAGAAAGACACAAAGCCUGAAUUAGAUGAAAAUAAGGGAUCCACUGAACACCACUCCUCUGUUACUCCA
Messenger RNA from Poecilia latipinna (sailfin molly), 4234 nucleotides. RefSeq names its product SH3 and multiple ankyrin repeat domains 3a (gene shank3a). The record is from RefSeq and is a predicted model, not a curated record. NCBI's taxonomy places the organism in Eukaryota, Metazoa, Chordata, Actinopteri, Cyprinodontiformes, Poeciliidae. The transcript has 12 exons. Gene Ontology annotation, molecular function: synaptic receptor adaptor activity; ionotropic glutamate receptor binding. Gene Ontology annotation, cellular component: postsynaptic membrane; postsynaptic density; dendritic spine. The annotation marks the transcript as partial.